Molecule: messenger RNA, 3253 nt
Organism: Oenanthe melanoleuca
Lineage: Eukaryota; Metazoa; Chordata; Aves; Passeriformes; Muscicapidae
Gene: ST8SIA2
Product: ST8 alpha-N-acetyl-neuraminide alpha-2,8-sialyltransferase 2
Exons: 6
Coding region: 73-1200 (375 amino acids)
Biological process (GO): N-glycan processing; oligosaccharide metabolic process
Molecular function (GO): alpha-N-acetylneuraminate alpha-2,8-sialyltransferase activity
Source: RefSeq, a predicted model, not a curated record
CCGGGACGCGGCGCCGGGUCCGCACCCCGCGGAGCGGCGCGGAGCGGCCCAGCCCGGCCCAGCCCCGGAGCCAUGCCGCUGCCGUGCCGGGGCUGGACGCUGGCGCUGCUCACGCUGCUCGUCGGUUUCCUCAUCUUCGCCGAUAUCUCGGAGAUCGAGGAGGAGAGCGGGAGUUCUGGAGGCAGAGGUACAAUCAGAUCAGCUGUGAACAGCUUACAUAGCAAAUCUAAUAGAGCUGAAGUAGUAAUAAAUGACUCCUCAUCUCCAGCUGUUGUUGACAGAAGUAAUGAAAGCAUUAAGCACAACAUUAAACCAGCCUCAUCCAAAUGGAGACACAACCAGACACUCUCUUUGAAGAUCAGGAAACAGAUCCUGAAGUUCCUGGAUGCAGAGAAGGACAUCUCAGUGCUGAAGGGGACGCUGAAGCCGGGGGACAUCAUCCACUACGUGUUCGACAGGGACAGCACCAUGAACGUCUCGCAGAACCUGUACGAGCUGCUGCCCCGCACCUCUCCCCUCAAGGGCAAGCAGUUCCCCACCUGUGCCAUCGUGGGCAACUCGGGGGUGCUGCUCAGCAGUGGCUGUGGCCCUGAGAUCGAUGCUCACAGCUUUGUCAUAAGGUGCAACCUGGCCCCUGUGCAGGAGUACUCCCAGGACGUGGGCAUGAAGACAGACCUGGUGACCAUGAACCCCUCGGUGAUCCAGCGCGCCUUCGAGGACCUGGUGAACGAGACGUGGCGGGAGAAGCUGCUGCAGCGCCUGCACAGCCUCAACGGCAGCAUCCUCUGGAUCCCAGCCUUCAUGGCCAAGGGGGGCAAGGAGAGAGUGGAGUGGGUGAACGAGCUCAUCCUGAAGCACCACAUCAACGUCAGGACUGCCUACCCCUCGCUGCGCCUGCUGCACGCCGUGCGAGGGUACUGGCUGACCAACAAGGUGCACAUCAAGCGCCCCACCACCGGCCUGCUGAUGUACACGCUGGCCACGCGCUUCUGCAACCAGAUCUAUCUCUACGGCUUCUGGCCCUUCCCCCUGGACCAGAACCAGCACCCGGUCAAGUACCACUACUACGACAGCCUCAAGUACGGCUACACCUCGCAGGCCAGCCCGCACACCAUGCCCUUGGAGUUCAAAGCCUUAAAGACGCUGCACCAGCAGGGAGCCUUGAAGCUGACAGUGGGGGAGUGCGAGGGGGCCACGUAGGGAGGGAGCCUGGCCACGUUCCUGCAGAGCCACGGGAGGAAGGGGAGGGGAGCAGAGGACGAGGGGUGCCUGGCGGGGUUGGCGACACAAAUAUAUCCACGUGGUACCUGUGUGUAUUGACCUGAGUGUUAUAACUGUUCCGUGUUCACCAGGGGAGGGGCAGGACAGCUGCUCCAGCGCCUCGCAGGACUGGCCUGGGCAAGGCCCCCCAGCCGUGGGGCUUGCUGGACUGGAAGGGAGUUUGCACCCCAGAGGUGUGGAGGGGUUUGGUGUGUUAGGUGAUGGGUGACGUUUGUCGUGACUGGUCCGAGGUCGGUAGUUAGUCUGUGUGGCCAAGGCGCGUCCUUGGCCCCGUGCUCGUGGCGGGGAGGGAAGGGACGGGAGCGGGGUGGGCAGGGAAGGUUUGUUGGUGGCUCUCACAGCCCAGGUCCCGUGGCAGCGGGCAGGGAGCAGUGCCAGAUCCAUGCAGGCACAGAGUGCCAGGCUGGGCACAGCCUUCGGGGCAGGGGAAGCCUCUGGGGCUGCAGCUGGGUCUCCAGGAGCAGGCAGGGAGCAGAGCUAAGCUGAUCCCAGUGACACUCACACGUGUGAGAGCCUCCAGAGAAUGACAGCAUCAGUGCUGGGCCAGGGGAUGGUGAGGAGGGUGCUGAAUGUGUAUUCCUUCCUUUUCUGAGGAGCAGAGAUGCUGGAACGUGGCAGGAAGGAGCUUUGCUGCCACAAACCAGCACCACUAGUAUUGAGUAGGCUGACUGUGCCACAGAGACACCCAACAUCUGUCAGGGCUCCUGAAAACCAUAAGUAUAUCCACCUCUAAUUCCCAACUGCUACCUGCUAAGCAGCCUGCCUUCCUUCCCUCUCCAAAAAUUGCCAAAAUAUGGGUGAUAGGCCUAGACCCAGCCAAGCAAAAAGACCACAAGACUUCAAGGAAUUUUUUCAAGUCUAAAUAAUUUAUUUUCAGUUUCUCCCCAAAGAACCAGUGCACAGUGCUGAAUUCCUGGAGUCCCACUCUGACAGUCCUUUCAAGCCCUAAUUAUCUCUCACUCCCAACAGUUAAAUAGGAUGUCAGAUGGAUCGUGAUGGGCUGCUUGCCUAGUGAUAAUCAUCAUAGAAAUAAUCUUUCCUUCUUUUUUUUUUUUUUUUUUCUGCCAGACAGAACCCAGAAUAUAAAGAAUUUUUUAUAACCACAUUUGCUUUUCUCUAAUUUUCGGGGGUUUUGAAGGAAGUAAGUAGAUUGAUCUGAUGAUUCUGUUUCAUUUUCUGCCUCUGCAGCCUAUUCUGUUUGUCUCCUAAUUAGCACUCAGUGCCAGAAUGCAGGUGAGUCCAGGGUUCAGCAAGGACUGUUUGGGUUUAAUUUGUGGGAGAGUAAAUAACACUGCACAGGCAGACCUCAGGCAUGCACUUCACUGCUGCCUUGGCUGGGUAUCAUCACCUUUGGGCCUCCUCCUGCUGCAGUGUUUUUUAAGUUAAAAAGUGUACAGUUUGGGGCUGAAGUACUUGACAUUGUCUCUGAGUGCUUCAAGUGGUAAAAAGAAGAGCUCACUUUCAUGUUUUGGGUCGUAGAAGCUACUGUACCCAUAGGAGCCUCCAGCCUGCUAAUUAGUGUCAGAUGAAGAUGGCUAAGAUUAAGGUAUAAGCAACAUUAUAGUGGAUAAAUGUGGGCUAAUCUGCCACUGAGGGGAUGUUUCUUUCCAGCAACAGAAAAUUAUUUCUUUCAUGUCUUUUUUUUUUUUUUUUUAAACCUGGUAUCUUUUUUUUUUUUCUUUUGGCAUAUUAUUUUUACUUGAAAAAGCUAAACCUGGCUGUGAACCUCAGCUUAAGCUGAGAAAGAAAGAGACAGAGAGUAGAACUGCAGGAUAGAAGGCAUCUGCAAUCCCAGGCAGCUUCCCACGAUCAGGAGUGGUUCUUAAAGCCAGAUAAUUCCCAGGUUUGUUCCCAGCACGAGGGAGGGACAGAGCAGGGCAGGAGCUGCAGGGACUGCUGAAACCAACUGUUGUAUGGAGGGGCCUGGACCAUGGUACUGAUUGCUGUUAGCAAACCUUCUUUUUAAAUAAAA